CUCUGUUUUCAGGUCAUUGGCAUAAAAUGGAUGAUGUGGAGGCCUAUUCUGAACACAGUGUAUCUGUAGGAGAGUCUCAGGUCAGGGCUUCCAAGACAGCCGCACCCACCCAGAGGACCCAUCUGUGUAAGCCGUGCUUCUCAGUGUUAAAAGGUAUUUUGCACCUGACUGAGUUACAAGUGGUUUACUUUGAGAAGAAUGUGUUCUUAAGUGAUGCGUGUGUGAGAGACUUGUGUUUCAGUACAAACCCUCACCAGCAACAGAAGGAUGCCAGUGGAGAGAAGCCCUGGAAAGAAGAUAUGGAGAGUGCCUCGCUUGUGACAAGUUGCUGCUUCUACUUAUCUGCGGUGCCUGAAGCCAAUAUGGAGGUCGGUGAAGACUCCCCAGCCAUCUCAGGGUUUCUCCGGCACCAGGCCACUCUUAACACUGAGGAGCCACACAGUAACAAUGAGAUUUCACAGGAAUUUCUCAGUGGAAAAAGACAUCACCAGUGGGUUGAAUGUGAAACAGCUUUCAGCCAGAAACAGAAAGUUGCUUAUGAUAAAGGUCUCUGCUCUGGAGAUAUGAUUGAUGAGUAUAAUAAAUGUGGGGAAGUAUGUAGACAAACCUUCAACCACCUUCAACACAGGAGAGUUCACACUACAGAAAAGCCCAACGAGUGUACUGAUGGUGGGAAGGUCUUCAGUGAAAGCACUGCUCUCAUUAAACACAACAGAGUUCACACUGGAGAAAAGCCAUAUAAGUGUAGUGAAUGUGGGAAGUCCUUCAGUAAAAGGUCUGACCUCACUAUACACCACAGAGUUCACACUGGAGAAAAGCCAUAUGAGUGUAGUGAAUGUGGGAAGUCCUUCAGUCAAAGGUCUGACUUCACUAGACACCACAGAAUUCACACUGGGGAAAAGCCAUAUGAGUGUAGUGAAUGUGGGAAGCACUUUAGUCAAAGGUAUUCCCUCACUGUACACCAUAGAGUUCACACUGGAGAGAAGCCAUAUGAGUGUAGUGAAUGUGGGAAGCAUUUUAGUCGAAGGUUUCACCUCACUAUACACGAUAGAGUUCACACUAGAGAAAAGCCAUAUGAGUGUAGUGAAUGUGGAAAGCAUUUUAGUCGAAGGUGUUACCUCACUAUACACCACAGAGUUCACACUGGAGAAAAGCCAUAUGAGUGUAGUGAAUGUGGGAAGUCCUUCAGUCAAAGGUCUGACUUCACUAGACACCACAGAGUUCACACUAGAGAAAAGCCAUAUGAGUGUAGUGAAUGUGGGAAGCAUUUUAGUCGAAGGUGUUACCUCACUAUACACCACAGAGUUCACACUGGGGAAAAGCCAUAUGAGUGUAGUGAAUGUGGGUAGUCCUUCAGUCAAAGGUGUCACCUCACUGUACACCAGCGUUCACACUGGAGAAAAGCCUUAAUUAUGCAGGGAAUGUUUUCUUUUUCUCACUUAUUAUAAGAACACUUAAGGGGCUCUAUGGGACCAUUUACAUGAAUGCAAACCCCUUUUGUGGGAACAUACAUGCUAGGUUCCUCAUAAAUUUGAGGUGCCAGUGAGACUUGAAGGAGCUGCAUUGUACUUGCUAACAUGCCUAGACCUACAACCCAAAUGUUGUCACCAUCUUUUUGUCAAUGAAGAGAUUUCACCUCUAAAACCUGGCUCACCUGCGGAGUGUGCAUUGGUGAUGAUUCCUGGGUGUUCAGGGGACUGUAUUCUGUGUUUUCACAUUUGCUUGAAGUAAUUAUGGUUCCUCCAAGCUCUUGGCAGUAUCUUUACUCAUUUGCCUAUGAUUAGAAAAUGGACCUGACCAGGAUUCAUCCAGAGCACCAGUUCUCAGCUAAGAAGUGCUACCUCUUUCAGGGAUCUAGUGGUACUCACAUUAUGCUUUGAUAAAUUUGGGGAGAUUCUUAUUCACCAACCUGUAAACCGCUUGCUCUCCUCUGCUCUAGUUUAGGAUCUUUUUUAUAGGUGUGUUUACAUUUGUCCUUUAAUUUUGGUUUUCUUCCCGGCCACAGAUGAUUUGCAAACACUAAUGUGAUCUGUCAGUAUGCAGAGAUGAAUAGAUGUUGUGUUUAUCCCAAAGUUUAUGUGGUUUGGAAGGGAGAGCAUAAUGGCAGGAAAUCACUUUUGUCCAAUAUUGGCUUAUUAUUUACUGCAGCCCAUGGCCUUGAAAUAAAGACCACAUGACUUUGUGCAUUUAAUCUGCCACCUACGGCCUCGAUUAUUGGUGAGGGCAAAGGUCACUCUGAAGUUCGCUCUGCUUCUGUGACCAAUAUGAAUCAUGUUCUCUGUUCACAGUAUGUAUUACAUAAGCCUCAGCAAUGUUUAAGGAGCCUGGUUUCCAUGUACCGCAAAGGAGCCAUGUGCCAGGAAGUAUGGAAUUUCAUAGGCUGGGGUCAUUUGUUGAAAGACUCUGAGGUGUAACCACAAUUAGGACAGAAACCCUGUUUCAAUAGUGAGUGGGAAAGCCUGCAGUAAAUUAGAUGAAAAGGGCCUCUUCUGAGCAUAAGGCCACGAAUGUCCCAGGGCCUGUGGCUUGUGUGACCUUUAUGUACAGACAUUCUCAGGACCUCCAGAACUAUUUCAUGUAGCUGAGAUCAUUGGCAGAUAAAAUAACCUUAUGCUAUUGUGUAUUCCCUGGCCCCUCUAGAGUGUUUACAUAAGGUACAUGCUCACCAGGCAAGAAGUCAAAGCUAGAGGAAGGAUAAUCCUGCCAUCUGUCCCAGGAUGUGUCUUUUGUAAGCAGUCAGCAUUCCUGUUGAAUUUCAUGGCAAUAGUUUUUUUUUUUUUUAAUAUAUACUUUUAUGAUUUUGGAGAG
Messenger RNA from Myotis daubentonii (Daubenton's bat), 2808 nucleotides. RefSeq lists its product as uncharacterized. Gene Ontology annotation, molecular function: RNA polymerase II cis-regulatory region sequence-specific DNA binding; DNA-binding transcription factor activity, RNA polymerase II-specific. Lineage: Eukaryota; Metazoa; Chordata; Mammalia; Chiroptera; Vespertilionidae. The record is from RefSeq and is a predicted model, not a curated record. Gene Ontology annotation, biological process: regulation of transcription by RNA polymerase II.